Messenger RNA from Plasmopara halstedii, 2679 nucleotides. Its product is annotated as bifunctional aspartokinase homoserine. Gene Ontology annotation, biological process: aspartate family amino acid biosynthetic process; L-homoserine biosynthetic process. Gene Ontology annotation, molecular function: homoserine dehydrogenase activity; aspartate kinase activity. The coding region runs from base 1 to 2679 and encodes 892 amino acids. The record is from RefSeq and is a predicted model, not a curated record. Lineage: Eukaryota; Oomycota; Peronosporomycetes; Peronosporales; Peronosporaceae. The transcript has a single exon.
AUGAUGAUGACGUCAGAUAAGUUUGUGGUGCAUAAAUUCGGCGGCACGUCUGUGGGCAGCGCCGACUGCUUCGCCAAGGUCGCAGAUAUUGUAUGCGAUCUCGAAGCUCCGCGCGUAGCAGUAGUUGUGUCAGCCAUUGGCGGAAAGCCCAAGGUCACGGAUCUACUGAUCUCGUUGCUUCAGCUGGCCAAACAGCGGCGUACUGCUGAAUGCGACGAGAUUUUAGCCACGCUUAGGAAAAAACAUCAUGAUGUGGUAAGUACACUACUGACUCCAGAGGUUGGCGAGCCUAUUGAGAAGACCAUUGAACGUGACCUCCAGUCCGUAUCAGAGCUGCUACGUUCGAUCUCCAUUAUGCAGACGUAUAAUGAUAACGUGGUGGAAUUUAUUUCAGGCCAUGGUGAAAUUUGGUCAGCUAAGAUCCUUGCAGCUGUCCUGAGCCAGAAGAUGGCAAAAAUCGGAUCUAAGAAAGGCUUUUGUUUUGUAGACGCUCGAGACUUUUUAACGGUCGAGCUAGACAACGAGCACGGUCCAGUCGUGCAGUACGAUUUAUCUGAGCAAAAGAUAAAUACAAUCUUACGGAAAGGAGAAAACGACGAGCUGACACAGGUUGUCAUUACCGGUUUCAUUUGUAGCACCAUUGAUGGCGUCAUGACCACGCUCAAGCGUGACGGCAGUGACUUCACAGCCUCUAUCUGCGGUCGCGUGUUGCACGCUAGAAGCGUCACUAUCUGGACAGAUGUGAGCGGUGUACUAAGCGCGGAUCCACGACGUGUACCGGAUUCGAAGAUUCUACCCGAACUUUCUUAUCAAGAAGCUAUGGAGCUAGCGUACUUUGGUGCCAAAGUCAUUCAUCCAAAGACCAUGACGCCUGCUAUUGUUGAGGAUAUUCCCAUAUACAUUCGGAACACUUUUGAACCCAAGCAUCCAGGCACGAAGAUUUACGAUCGCAAAAAAGUCGAACUUACGCGCACUAUGUCAAAUGGCUCUCCUACUGCACGCAACAUUGUGAGCGGAUUCUCAACAGUUGAUGACCUAGCAUUAUUCAAUAUUGAAGGCAGUGGAAUGGUAGGGGUACAUGGUACAUCAUCUCGAUUAUUCAGUGCAUUGGACCGCGUCAAAGUUAAUGUAGUGCUUAUUGCACAAGCCAGUUCCGAGCACUCGAUCUGCUUUGCUGUACCCUUAAACUGUGCUGAGGUCGCUAAAGACGUUAUUCAUGAGACGUUUUUCAAGGAGAUUCACGUGGGACACAUUGAUAAGACAGAAUACAUUGCACCCAUCAGUAUCAUUGCUGCUGUGGGAGAUCUAAUGAGCCAAACCCCUGGUGUCUGCGCCCGAUUUUUCGGUGCUCUUGGUCGUGCAAAGAUCAACGUGCUGGCUAUUUCACAAGGAUCGUCCGAGCGGAAUAUAUCAGCUGUCGUACACUACAAAGAUUCGGCUUCUGCGUUGCGCGCUGUGCACUCAUCCUUCUUCUUGUCGGACCAAACGCUUUCGAUCGGAUUAGUUGGUCUUGAAUUUGAAGAAAAUGAAGACAAUAGCAUCGGGUUAGCACUGAUAAAGCAAUACCAUCAGCAACGCAACUACCUAAAGCAGCGCUUUAACGUGGACAUUCGUGUACGAGCUAUUGGCACUCACAUGUCUGCGCUAAUGUUGCUGGAUACUGAUGGUGAUAUUACUGAAGAAGCCUUGAUCGCUCGAAAACACGAAUUUGUACCAUUCGACCGAGAUCAAUUCUUGGACCACGUGUGCGCCGACCACUUGCCUCAUUGGCUGAUUGUCGACGUAUCCAAUAGCUCCCACCAUGUGAAAGAUCUAUAUCCCCAAUGGCUAGCGCGUAAGGUUCAUGUUAUGACUUCCAACAUCAACGUGUCAUCGGUCUCGAAAGAGCAGCACAGUACACUGCAAAAGCUGGCAAUCCAGAAUAAAUUGACGUAUGAUCCAGAGGCGACACUAGCGAUUGGUGUCCCCAUUUUCAAUACUCUUCAGAAUUUCAUUCAAACGGGAGAUGACAUUCAGCGGGUCGAGUAUUCGGGAAGUCGAUUUUUACACGCAAUAUUUGAAGCUGUGUUGGCUCAGUCCGAGCCGGCAGAGGCAGAUCUGGAAGUGAUUAUAAGGGAUCUCAUAAUGGAGUACAAGAAGACAUUUAGUGUGCGCGACAUUGUGGACGAUGUCAUGGGCGUAAGGAGCGCUAAAAAGGCUAUAAUGAUUGCUCGAGAGAUGGGUCACGAAACUGAACUGAAGGACGCUAACAUUCUUAGUCCAUGGGAACCCAGCGCUACAGUCGCUGGCAGCCAGGAUGAGGUUGGUGCUUGGAGCUACGAACAUCUUUUGCAGCAUCUUGUGAAAGCGAGCACGCCUUUAAAACAGCUGAUUGCAAAGGCUCUGAAAGAUCCGAAGCAGGCUUUACAGUUGCGGCAGGUGUCGUAUAUUGACGCUGGAACAGGCAAAAUUUUGGUGCGAGUCGAGGCUCUUCCAUCUACUCACUCGUUUGCCUCACUUAAGUGUCGUCAAGGUGGCUUCGCUUUCUACACGCUGCGUCAUUCGCUUCAUCCCGUAGUGGUCACAGGUCCUAUAGCAGAUUGCUCGAUUACGGCAGGGUCACUAUUUGGUAGCACCUUGUUCCUUGCGCGAAAUUGCGGCGCACGCGCCCAUCAUUGCGGUCCCGAGUAUAACAAAUAG